Messenger RNA from Strongyloides ratti, 537 nucleotides. RefSeq names its product EF-hand domain and EF-hand domain pair-containing protein. Gene Ontology annotation, biological process: locomotion; post-embryonic development. Gene Ontology annotation, cellular component: myosin II complex; cytoplasm. The transcript is spliced from 2 exons. The record is from RefSeq and is a predicted model, not a curated record. Gene Ontology annotation, molecular function: calcium ion binding; myosin heavy chain binding. Bases 1 to 537 code for a protein of 178 amino acids. Lineage: Eukaryota; Metazoa; Nematoda; Chromadorea; Rhabditida; Strongyloididae.
AUGAUUAUUUAUACAUUUUUUUUAAAUAUGGCCUCCAGGAAGACUGUCAACAGAAGAGCUCGUCCCCAACGUGCUACUUCAAACGUUUUUUCAAUGUUUGAUCAGGCACAGAUUCAGGAAUUUAAGGAAGCUUUUAAUAUGAUUGACCAAAAUAGAGAUGGUUUUAUUGAUGCUAAUGAUUUACAGGAGAUGUUCUCUUCUCUUGGUAAAGAGGUUACAGAUGAAUUUUUAGAUAAAAUGAUAUCUGAAGCCCCAGGAGCCAUUAAUUUUACAAUGUUCCUAACAUUAUUUGGAGAAAAAUUAACGGGAACGGAUCCGGAGAAUGUUAUUCGGAAUGCUUUUAUAUGUUUUGAUCCUGAUAAUAAAGGAUGGAUACCUGAAGAUUAUCUACGUGAUCUUUUAACUACAAUGGGAGAUCGUUACUCUCAUGAACAGGUUGAUGAACUUUUCCGUGAUGCUCCAAUAAAAGAUGGUAAAUUUUUUUAUAAUGAAUUUACGACAAUGCUUAAACAUGGAACAAAGGAUAAGGAUGACUAA